This is a messenger RNA of Microplitis demolitor, 2211 nucleotides long. Its product is annotated as protein SCAI. The transcript is spliced from 4 exons. The record is from RefSeq and is a predicted model, not a curated record. Gene Ontology annotation, biological process: DNA-templated transcription. Lineage: Eukaryota; Metazoa; Arthropoda; Insecta; Hymenoptera; Braconidae. The coding region runs from base 375 to 2078 and encodes 567 amino acids. Gene Ontology annotation, molecular function: transcription corepressor activity. Gene Ontology annotation, cellular component: nucleus.
CGUUAACUUCAGACAGUCUCGAGCUCGUCAGACUUAUAACUGCCGUCAGUCAGACCCUCAGGUUAAAUAAAUUUUGUAAAAGUGACACGUAAACUGAUCAAUCCUCGAAGUAGUCAUCAGCGAGCUCCUCAGUCACAGACCAAGUGCUAUUUGAAUAGAGUAAUAAGUGAUUAGGUUCGACGAUUGUGAAGGUUCAAGUGUUAAUUCGGUGAUCGGUGAUAGCACCGGGCAGGGCGGGCAGAGACGCUGGCACUCACGACGAGAAGGGAACCCGUGAGACAGCGGUUACGAACCGCUGGAAAAUCAUCCAUUAUUAGCACCAGCGUUAAAGUGGUGCUGUCGCCACGGGUCGACGGAUUUCCCACGACGAAAAGAUGGUCAUGAUGGCUGGUAUGGACGAGCACGAGAGAAAAGUCGUCAUGGAGUUCUGUCAUCUGCUCGAAAAGAGCAAGCAGCUGUUCAACGGGUUGCGCGACCUACCCCAGUACGGGCACAAGCAGUGGCAGGCUUACUUUGGUCGAACGUUUGACAUCUACACCAAGCUCUGGAAGUUCCAGCAGCAGCACAGAGCAAUAUUGGACACAAAGUAUGGGUUGAAAAGAUGGCAAAUAGGAGAGAUAGCAAGUAAAAUUGGGCAGCUGUAUUAUCAUUAUUAUUUACGUACGAGUGAGACUUCGUACUUGCACGAAGCGUACUCAUUUUAUGCAGCAAUCCGAGGACGCGCUUACUACAGCCGCGCUGCCAAGGAAGACCGCAGCGACCUUAUGGUAAAGAAGCUUCGCUACUACGCACGUUUUAUUGUCGUAUGUUUGCUUUUGAACAAAAUGAAGCUGGUACGUGAGCUGGUGGGAGAGUUGGACGCCCAGAUCGCCGACUACGCGAGCACAUACGAGCCCGAGGACCAGGUCGAGUGGAAUCUGGUGCUGGACGAGAUAAAAGGAUUCGUCAAAGCCGAGUCGGCGGUGGGUGUCCUCUACGCGGACUCAAACCCCGUGGUGCUGACCCACCGACUGGGCCCACUGACGUCGCCGCCGAUCGAACGAUCGUCACCCAUGUGCCUCACUCUGCAAGAGAUACUAAUCGUCGGCAACUGCGCCGACCAGGUUAAGUUCAGUGAACUCUCAGUGGAUAUGUUUAGAAUGCUACAGACCCUCGAGCGCGAGCCACGCGAUGAUCCAACGCACAUUCACGACGCCUCUCCCGCGGGUCGACUGCCCUUCCGACCUGGGCCCUAUCCGGGCCCGGAAAACGGGAUGCCCAGGCGGGAUAAUCCUCACAAGUACCUGCUUUAUAAGCCGACCUACAGCCAGGUUCAGGUUUUCCUGGCCAGUGGUUUCAAAGAGUUACCGGCUAAUGGAGCGCUUUUGCUUUAUUUGUCUGCUGAUGGAUGCUUUUCUACUGUUAAACAUCCCGAAGAGAUGGGUUACGACCUGGGAGGCGUGUCAACGAGCAGCAAACGUGAUCCGGAGCACGGAAAGAGGCCUAGCGGCGGCAAGGAGCCACACUGUCUCUAUCCCGGGGACUUGUAUCCGUUCACGAGGAAGCCGCUGUUCGUGAUUGUCGACUCAGACAACAGCUACGUGUUCCAGCAGAUACCCAGAUACUUUGGGCAGCCGCUUAUGGUGUUGAUGUCGCCCCAGGAGACGCCCUCGACCCUGAGGGACCUGCGCCACGGAGGCAGUCUCUUCACUCUAUUCCUUCACUCUCCUCUCGCCGCCUUCUGCCUUAUAUGCAACGUCGGUAGCCUCGCCGUGCAUCAUUGGGAACGCUGCCAGAGCUACGUCGAACGAUUCCUCGUUGAGGCAAGCCGGCUCGUCAUUCGUUCCAGAUGUGAAAGCAGCAUACUGCAAUUUUUCGGUGAUGACUUUCUCCGACUGCUGGUGGUGCGCUAUGUGUUCUGCGACGUGGUCCUACACCUGCACAGGUCUUUCCGAGGGCGUCACCAGCGGCCGUGCUGCCACCCGCAACUCCCAGAAGCCGACGUGCUUCAACACCCGGCACUCCAGCACAUAGUCCUGGACCUCGCGGGGUGUCUCGACGCACGAGAUCACUUCCUGGACAGCAAUGAACUAGCCUGACCCCGGCGGGAUUCCUCUCGUCUGGAUCGUGACUACGACACAGUAUCCCCUUCGUUGUACACAAAUUAUCACAAUUACGACUACAAUUACGACAAUUACAAUUACAAUAAUAAAAUCGUUACAUUGAGACCUC